AUGAUGAUUAAAUCCAAAAAUCAUUUGGUCAAUCUUGCUACAAAAGUCACAAGAUCAAAAGUACCUAUAAGAUUUGCCACAUCAGUUGUAGGUAGAACUCUUGAUGAUUAUAAUAGGAUUCCCUAUGCUCCUAGUACUUACAAACCUUAUGAUGGGAUAAGAUAUUUACUUAGGGACAAAAGCGAUCCUGUUGAUUCUAAGAAAGAUAAGAAAGACGAUAAGGAUGACAAAGUUCCUCAAGAUAAGAAUGAUAAAGAGGAAGACAAGAAAGACGAUAAGAAAGAUGAUAAAAAGGAGGAUAUCGAUAUUAAGGAGGAAUCCGAGGUAACGGAGUCAGAAUUGUCCAAAAAUAUUGGAUCAUCAGAAUCUUCAGCUGCUGGAGGUGCUGGAGCUCCUCCCUCAAAUAAUGAUAAUGGUGAUGAUAAAGGAGAUAAAUUGAUGCAAGCUGACCCCAAUACUGGAAUUUACCCUCCAUUAUUAGCUAUUCCUAUGAAAGAUCGUCCUCCACUCCCUGGAAGACCUUUUGCCAUCAAUAUAACUGAUCCUGAAGUUAUAAGGUCCAUUUAUACUAUCAUUGACAAUAGAGAACCAUACUUUGUCUUAUUCCAUGUUAAAGAUCCCAAUGAAGCUGAUACUGAUGUUAUCAAAGGAAAAGAAUCGGUUCAUGAGAUCGGGGUUCAUUGUCAAAUUAUCAGACAUACUACACCAAGACCGGGGGUUUUCAAUGUUUUAGGUUAUCCAUUAGAAAGAUGUAAAUUAGAAGAUUUAACUGUUCCAACUAAAGGAAAAGAAAAGAAAGACGACGAAGAAGAUUAUCCAACAUCAUACCUUAAAAACUUCAAAGUAUCUUAUGCUACUGUCAAACCUGUAAAAGAUGAACCUUAUGAUAAGCAAUCACCUGAAGUUAGAUCAUUAGUUGAAACUUUGAAAACUUUAUUAGGGAAAAUGGGAGGUAAGAAUCCUUUGGAGAAACUUCAAAUCAAAGAAGGUACUGAAUUAGUUAAUGAUCCACCUAAAUUUGCCGAUUUCGUCGGUUCAACUAUUCAUGGUGAUCCUAAAAAGAUUCAAGAGAUUUUGGAAAGUUUAGAUGUUAAGAAGAGAUUAGAAAAAGCUUUGGAAUUAUUGAAAGUCGAAAUGAGAGCCAGUACUAUCAAAGAAAAUACCAUUCAUAACUUAAGCACUAAAGCCGAUGAAUUCCAAACUAAAUUAUUCAUUAAAGAAUUCAUCAAAGAAUUGCAAAAAAGAGCCGGAAUUACUGAAAGUGAAGAUAAGAAGACUCAUAAGUUUGAUGAAAGAUUAAAGAAAUUGAAAUUAACUGAAGAAGCUUUAGAAGCUUACAAUGCCGAAAAAACCAAGAUGGAAAGCCAAAAUGAACAUUCCAGUGAAUUGGGUGUUAGCGAAAGAUAUUUGGACUGGUUAACAUCGAUUCCUUGGGGUGUUUAUUCCAAAGAUAGUUUCAAUAUCAGAGAAGCUCGUAAGAUCUUAGAAAGAGAUCAUUAUGGUUUGAAAGAUGUUAAGGAAAGAAUCUUGGAAUUCAUUUCUAUAGGUAAAGUUUCUGGUAAAGUUGAUGGUAAGAUUUUAUGUUUAGCUGGACCUCCAGGUACUGGUAAAACAUCAAUUGCUAAAUCCAUUGCUGAAUCAUUAAACCGUAAAUAUGUUCGUAUUGCUAUGGGGGGUAUUCAAGAUGUUCAUGAAGUUAAAGGUCAUAGAAGAACUUAUGUUGGAUCCAUUCCUGGUAGAAUUAUUUUUGCUUUGAAACAAGCCAAAACUUCAAAUCCUUUGAUGUUGAUUGAUGAAAUCGAUAAAUUGGAUUUAAGUCGUGGAGGUGGUGCCGCUUCAGCUUUCUUAGAAAUCUUAGAUCCUGAACAAAAUAACGCUUUCGUUGAUAACUACAUUGAUGUCAAAGUUGAUUUAUCCAAAGUUUUGUUUGUCUGUACUGCCAAUUAUUUGGGUAACAUUCCUGCUCCUUUAAGAGAUCGUAUGGAAAUCAUUGAUGUUUCAGGUUAUACCAAUAACGAGAAAUUUGAAAUUGCUAAAAGACAUUUGAUUCCUGAUGCUUCGAAAAAGGCUGGUUUGGAAGGUGGUCAUGUUGUUAUUGAAGACUCUACCAUCAAGAAGUUAAUUGAUAAAUACUGUAGAGAAAGUGGUCUUAGAAAUAUCAAGAAAUUGAUCACCAGAAUCUUUAGUAAAGCUUCAUUGAAGAUUGUAGAACAAAUGGAAGAAUUAGAAGAAACCAAGAUCAAAGAAACCAAAACCGAACCUAAGGUUGAAGCUAAACAGGUUGAAAAAGAAGCUCAAGCUGAAACCAUUACAGCAUCGGAACCUUUAUCAGCUUCAGAACCUAAAUCAACCAGUUCAGAAUCAACUUCAGAAUCUACUGUUGAACAUAAAUCUGAUGAUGAAGAUAUUAUUAAAGAAGCUAAAGCAGGAGCUGCUGAAAUCGCCGAUGAAGCACUCCCUGAAACCAAUAUCAAACAUGAACCAAGUGAAGUUACAGUGGAGGAACCUGAAGAAGAACCAAUUAUCAAAUUAGAGAUUCCUGAUUCUAUCAAAUUAAACGUCACCACUGAAAACUUGAAAGAUUAUGUGGGACCUGAAAUCUAUAUUAGAGAUAGAGUUUAUGAUAUCUUACCUCCAGGGGUAGCUACUGGAUUAUCAUACAGUUCUUCGGGUAACGGAAAUGCGUUAUACAUUGAAUCCAUUUUAACCCAAGCCAUUUCAUCUGGCUCAGGUCAUGCUGGUAUCCAUGUCACUGGUAGCUUGAAAGAUGUUAUGAAAGAAUCUGCUUCUAUUGCUUAUUCAUUCUCCAAGAGUUAUAUGAGUAGAAAAUUCCCUAACAACAGAUUUUUCGAAGCUGCUGAUGUUCAUGUUCAUUGCCCCGAUGGAGCUAUUCCAAAAGAUGGUCCAUCAGCAGGUAUUUCUUUCACCUCAUCAUUAAUUUCUUUGGCCAUCAAUAAAUCCAUCCCAGGUAACAUCGCAAUGACCGGUGAAAUUACCGUUACUGGUAGAGUUUUACCUGUAGGAGGAUUGAAAGAGAAAACUUUAGGUGCUAAACGUAAUGGUUGUGACACUAUUAUUUUCCCUAAAGAUAUUGAAAAUGAAAUCGAAGAAAUUCCUGACGAAGUUAAAGAAGGUAUUACUUACAUCCCUGUGGAAUGGUACCAAGAAGUGUUUGAUUUAAUCUUCCCCAAUGUUUCACCUAAAGAGAUUAAUGAUGUUUGGAAAGAAGAAUUUAGCAAAUUAGAUGAGAAGAAAAAGUCUAAAAAAUCAAAAUCAACUUCAAAUGCUUAA
Messenger RNA from Yamadazyma jaroonii, 3291 nucleotides. The record is from the annotation of a GenBank genome assembly. Lineage: Eukaryota; Fungi; Ascomycota; Pichiomycetes; Serinales; Debaryomycetaceae.